UUCUUUUCUUAUCCAAAACAUUUCACUUUCUCAAAUCUACCUCGAUCUUUUAAAUAUAUAUAUAGAGAGAGAGAGAGCUAUAAGUUCCUUGAAUUCUCCAAUCAAUUCCAUUAAUUUUUCUAAGUGUAUAUACAUAUUUUUAUACAAAUAUGCAGAGAACAAGAUCGUUUCUACAAUCGCCUACAUAUGGAAAUGUCAUCACUGUUCUUAGCAUCGAUGGUGGUGGAAUAAGAGGAAUUAUUCCAGGAACUAUCCUUGCCUUCUUAGAAUCUGAGCUUCAGAAAGUGGACGAAGACGAGAAUGCAAGGCUGGCAGAUUAUUUUGAUGUGAUUGCAGGAACUAGCACGGGUGGACUUCUUACUGCUAUGAUAACUGCCCCAAACGAAAACAACAGGCCAUUAUUUUCUGCUAAAGAUAUCAUCGACUUCUACCUCCAACACUGUCCUCAUAUCUUCCCUCAAAAGCAUAGAUGGACAUUUGGUGGAAUACUAAUCCAAUUAUUCAAGUCUCUAAUGGGACCAAAAUACGACGGUAAGUAUUUGCAUAAGCUGCUCAGAGAAAAAUUAGGUGACCUGAAGUUGCACCAAACUCUCACUAAUGUCAUAAUUCCAACAUUUGAUAUCAAGCGUCUCCAACCUAUUGUCUUCUCUAGCUAUGAGGUAAAAAGGAACUCAAGCCUAGAUGCUAAGUUGUCAGAUAUUUGUAUUGGAACCUCAGCUGCUCCAACCUAUCUUCCUGCUCAUUCUUUCCAAACCCAAAAGCCUAAUGGUCAAGUUAGAGAAUUUCAUCUCAUCGAUGGUGGUGUUCUUGCCAAUAACCCGGCAUUGGUCGCUAUAAAUGAAGUGUCGAAAGAAAUUCACCAAGGGAAUCGUGACUUCUUUCCAAUAAGGCCAACGGAGUUCGGGCGGUUCCUGGUGAUAUCGAUAGGAACGGGUUCAGCCAAAGCAGAAGAGAAAUAUAGAGCUGAUGAGGCUGCGAAAUGGGGUGUGUUGGGAUGGUUGAACAGUCACCACUCCACACCUUUGGUCGAUAUUUUUACUCAAGCUAGUAGUGAUUUGGCUGAUAUUUUUCUCUCUACAGUUUUCCAAGCUCUCCAUUCUGAGAAGAAUUACCUUCGAGUCCAGGAUGACACACUGGGCGAUAAGGAAUCUUCGGUGGAUAUUGCUACUGAAGAAAAUCUAAACAAGCUUGUGAAAAUUGGAGAGGAGUUGUUGCUUAAACCUGUUUCAAUGGUUAACUUGGAAACUGGUAUUUAUUCUCCAAAACAUGGAACUACAAAUGGAGAAGCUCUUAGAAGGGUUGCUCAAAUGCUUUCCCGGGAGAGACAAACUCGUGAAGCCAGAUCGCCUAUGGUAAAGGUUUCAGGGGUUAAAGCUGCUACUACACGUGACAGUAAAUAUACUCUAAGAUUAUAAAUCAUAUAUAUAUUUAUCGAAUGAAUUGAAGGACAGCCAGAUUUGUAAUAUUAAGAGCUUCUUCCACUUUAUAUGCUCUAUCAAUUAUUAUCAUCCAAUAAUAAAUUUGUUGGUCACAAGCAUUGAUCGAUAAUUCCUUUUGUUUA
This is a messenger RNA of Humulus lupulus (European hop), 1561 nucleotides long. RefSeq names its product patatin-like protein 2. NCBI's taxonomy places the organism in Eukaryota, Viridiplantae, Streptophyta, Magnoliopsida, Rosales, Cannabaceae. The transcript has 7 exons. Gene Ontology annotation, molecular function: monoacylglycerol lipase activity; glycerophospholipase activity. Bases 150 to 1415 code for a protein of 421 amino acids. Gene Ontology annotation, biological process: lipid metabolic process. The record is from RefSeq and is a predicted model, not a curated record.